Molecule: messenger RNA, 1295 nt
Organism: Solea senegalensis (Senegalese sole)
Lineage: Eukaryota; Metazoa; Chordata; Actinopteri; Pleuronectiformes; Soleidae
Gene: gatad1
Product: GATA zinc finger domain containing 1
Exons: 5
Coding region: 297-1079 (260 amino acids)
Biological process (GO): regulation of DNA-templated transcription; chromatin organization
Cellular component (GO): nucleus
Molecular function (GO): sequence-specific DNA binding
Source: RefSeq, a predicted model, not a curated record
GAAGAAGCGGCGGCGCUCAGCAAUGGCGGUGAUCGAGUGACACAUACAAACAAUCCGCUGUAAAAUUGAACGUUGGCGUGAUUAUCAUGAAUAUCCUCAUGUUAUAGCAGCUGUCCUAAGUCUGUGUGUGGUAUUAAGGACACUCGUGUCUCUGUGCUGGAGUCUGACACUGGUGACGGACAAACGGUGAGCAGACUGAGCAGCUUCUUCUUCUCAUUGUUGGAACACUGAAGUCGUUUCUUCGGAAAAAGAAAGAAAAAGAAAAGAAAACCGGUGACGUUUUCUCAAUAGCGACGAUGCCGCUGGGUUUGAAACCGUGCUGCGCUGUUUGCAAGACGAACUCCUCGUCCAUGUGGAAGAAAGGAAACCAGGGAGAGAUUCUGUGUAAUAACUGCACAGGGAAGAGCUGCAGCAGCAGCGGCGGCGGUGUUGGUGUUGGCGGCGGCUGUGGUGCAGCUACAGCCGCUGCAGGACCCUCCAUGUCCUCCAGCACUCAACCCAGCAAUGGCGGAGCCAAACAGAGCAAGCAGGAGAUCCACAGAAGGUCAGCACGCCUGAGAAGUACCAAGUACAAAGCUCCUGCAUCUGAGAAGAAAGUGUCCACAAAAGGAAAAGGAAGACGACACAUAUUUAAACUCAAAAAUCCAAUCAAAGCACCAGAAUCUGUGGCAACAAUCAUCACAUCAGAAUCUGUAUUUCACAAGGGUGUUUAUUACCAGACAGGAGAUGUCAUCAAAGUAACGGAUGAAGAGGAUGGGAAGUCGUACUAUGCUCAGAUUCGAGGCUUUGUUCAGGACCAGUACUGUGAAAAGAGUGCAGCACUGACCUGGUUAAUUCCCACCCAGGCCAGCCCAAAGGACCACUUUGAUCCUGGGACAUACAUUGUUGGCCCAGAAGAGGACUUACCCAGAAAGAUGGAGUACCUAGAGUUUGUGUGCCACGCCCCCUCUGAAUAUUUCAAGUCACGGAGCUCUCCGUUCCCCACCAUCCCAGUCCGACCGGAAAAAGGCUACAUCUGGACCCACAUAGGACCAACGCCAGCCCUCACUGUCAAAGAGUCGACGGGUGGAAGCAGUUAGCAGCACUCUGAAACGGACUAACUCUGUUGCUCUCAAACAGACUUGUACAUUUAUGUAACAUAAAAACAAAAAUGGCUGUCGACCACAGCCAUUUCUACAGAUUAAAGAUGAGCUGCAGUUUGACACUGAAGAAACCCACGUUUCAGAAAAGUUGUUAACACAGCUGCAGUGUUGGAUUAUAGGUUUUGUAUUUGGUAAUAAACAAAAAACAUCUUG